Molecule: messenger RNA, 1660 nt
Organism: Aspergillus homomorphus CBS 101889
Lineage: Eukaryota; Fungi; Ascomycota; Eurotiomycetes; Eurotiales; Aspergillaceae
Product: glycosyltransferase family 69 protein
Exons: 1
Coding region: 40-1557 (505 amino acids)
Source: RefSeq, a predicted model, not a curated record
GCACUUGGGCUGCAAGAGAGAGAAAUUACUCAAACCACCAUGCCAUCAUCCUCCCGUCGGCUUCAAUGGGCAGAGGAUUAUGACCUUCCCAGUCGCUCAUCUAUCGAUUCAUUUACCUCGGUAUCGGAUUGGGAACAGGCUGGUCUGGUCCUGCCCACUAAGAAAUACUCGCAUUCCUCACCGUCCCUCUGCCGUAGGCUUUCCACAUUCUGCCCGCGACGUCGGUUUAUAGCACCUCGCGGAGCCUUGAUUUGGCGACUUUGUCGGCUCGGCUUGGGGGUUCUGAUCGCGUUAAUCGGCUGCACUGCGAUCUUCUUUCCGUCGUAUACGCGACUUCCGCCACGAUAUCGGUCGGUUGUAGAACAAGUCACUCAAUCGAAUCAGCAUGGUCGGGGCAAUCCGCGCAAUGAAAGCAUCUUCAUUGCUGCCAUACUUUACGACCCCGAGGGCAUGCUCGCAGAAGGCAGAUGGGGCGCAUCGCUUCUGAAACUGAUCGAUCUACUCGGCGAAAGCAACGUCUUUGUCAGUAUCUACGAGAACGAUAGCGGAGAGAAAGGCGAGCGGGCGCUGAAUCGUCUGGAGGACCGAGUUGGGUGCAACAAGUCGAUUCAGUCCGACCGCUACCUUGACCUGACCACCUUUCCCAGGGUAACAGUUCCGGGAGGUGCUCAUCGCAUCAAGCGAACGGAGUACUUGGCCGAAUUGCGGAACCGUGCCCUACGCCCGCUAGACAGUCCAUCAGCCAUGACCUAUGAUCGGAUUCUCUACCUGAACGACGUUGUCUUUGACCCGGUGGACGCGGUGCAGCUCCUCUUCUCCACCAGGGCGAACCAGAACGGUGUGGCUCAGUAUCGCGCCGCCUGUGCGGUGGACUUCAUCAACCCCUUCAAAUUCUAUGACACGUAUGCCACACGGGACCUCCAUGGCUACGACAUCGGCCUGCAGUUUUACCCCUGGUUCAGUACGGCGGGCCCAGGCCUCAGUCGCCAGGACGUGCUGGCCCAGAAAGAUGCGGUUCGCGUGCGCAGCUGCUGGGGUGGCAUGGUUGCGUUCAAUGCGACCUAUUUCCAGCGACCCGAUCGCCCCGUGCGGUUUCGUGCCGAUGGCAACUUGUUCUAUGACGGAUCCGAAUGCUGUAUCAUCCAUGCCGAUCUGCAGGAUACUCCGUCGCAUGUGGACGAGAUCAGUGACUCGGGGAUUUACAUGAACCCGUACGUGCGCACCGCGUAUACCGAGCGUAGCUAUCGGUGGUUGCGCACCACUCGACGCUUCGAACGGCUUUAUCCUUGGGUUCAUGGCAUUGCGACUCGUGUGGCCGGGUUCCCCCGAUUCAAUCCGCGGAGGACUCAAAUAGCUGGGGAAGUUGUGAACGAGAGAGCUUGGGUGCCGGACGAGAAUCAUCCCAACGGGGGCUUAUUUCAGGUUGUGGAGAAGGUGACCGAUAACAAUGGGUUCUGUGGCGAUGGCUUUGGUCGCAGGCGUGGGCUGCAAGUCAUCCGUGAAACUCGGCAGCCUGGUGAGGACGGCUGGGAAGAGAUACCAGUACCUGCUUCGUGACUUUUGCCUUCUUAUUAUUUCAGCUUAAAUUGCCCCACUAUCCAAUCAAUACCCCUCUGUACUGUACAUGCACGCGCGAAAGCAAUCAACCCCGACAAGUUGG